This is a messenger RNA of Penicillium mononematosum, 465 nucleotides long. Its product is annotated as PaaI family thioesterase. NCBI's taxonomy places the organism in Eukaryota, Fungi, Ascomycota, Eurotiomycetes, Eurotiales, Aspergillaceae. Bases 1 to 465 code for a protein of 154 amino acids. The transcript has a single exon. The record is from RefSeq and is a predicted model, not a curated record. Gene Ontology annotation, molecular function: fatty acyl-CoA hydrolase activity.
AUGAAUAUCACCGAAUUGGAGCAUGUGCGCGGGGUUUGGGAGCGAACCAAAAAUGACAGCCCUAUCUAUCGCCUUCUUCUACCCGAUGUCGAUAUCAUUAGUGCAACACGCGGCCACAUGCAAGCCCGACUUAAGCUCACGGCGGAACAUGUCAAUUCCAGGGGCACCAUUCACGGGGCUGUCUCUGCAGCUAUCAUUGAUUGGGCCGGGGGCAUGUCGAUAGCCACACAUGGAUAUGAGAGAACAGGCGCAAGCAUUGAUAUCCACGUUUCAUACCUGUCAACUGCCACUAUCGGAGAUACCCUGGAUAUCUCUGCGGUUGCUGAUCGGGUGGGGAAGUCAAUGGCCUUCACGACUGUCAAAAUUUCCCGAGUCAUCGACGAUCAAGUGGGCCCCUUGGUUUCGAAGGGUUCACACACAAAGUUCCUACCUGUCUCCAAGGAGAAUCGUGAACCUAAGAGUUAA